CAUAACUAAAUAGGAACCGUUAAAUUUUGUUGAUGUUUCAGGGGGAUUUUUUUUCGAGUAACACAGGGUAGAACUGUCAAAUUUGAUAUGUGGAUAGCUAGCUUUUAAAUUGUUCUAAUCCUGUUGUUUCAGACCUCCAAUCGGUGUCCUCAUCUUGAUGUGAUGUCGGAUAAACGUCAGCGUGCAAGGGUCCAGGGCUCUUGGGCCAAACCACUGCCCAAACAACCACGUCCAACAGGAGCAAUUCCUAAUUCCAGCACUGUUGUGAUACCAAGUGCCAAUCCACCACCUGCUGGUUGGGGAGUGGGACAGCGGAUGUUUGAGUAUCAACAGCCCGCUAAGCCAGUCAGAGAUGUCCCUACGGAGAAGGUGAUGGAAAUGGGGGGUGAUUAUGAGAUCAGCCAUGGUCCAUCAGGAGUGUCAAGACUGAGGCUGAUCCAUGGGUUCCUACCACCAGAGGAGGCUGACUGGGCCUUCAGUAAACUGCUAGCAGAGCUGCCUUGGUCUCAAAAGACUAACUACAGACAAGGUGAGGCCUACGAGGAGCCCAGGUUAACCUGCUGGUAUGGAGAACUCCCUUACACGUAUGCCCACUCUACUCUGGAGGCCAACGCACAGUGGCACCCGCUGCUGGUCACCCUGCGCUGCGCCGUAGAGAAGGCGAGUGGCCACCGUUUCAACUCACUGAUGUGUAACCUGUAUAGGAACUGCAAAGACAGCAUCGGCUGGCACAGUGACGACGAGGCCGCGCUGGGCACCCGGCCCACCAUCGCCUCCCUCAGCCUGGGAGACAUGAGGGUGUUCAGCCUCCGCAAGCAGCCUGCACCGGAGGAGGACGGGGAUUACACUUAUGUGGAGAGGCUGCGGAUCCCUCUAACUCACGGCACUCUCCUGAUGAUGGAAGGAGCCACUCAGGAUGACUGGCAGCAUUCAGUGGCCAAAGAGUACCACGACCGAGGGCCUCGCAUCAACCUGACCUUCCGCACCAUGUACCCAGAGCAUGAGGGACCGAGACCAAGAGCCAGACUACCACCCCAACACUAAACACACUGUCCUUCACACUCUGGGUGGAGGAGGACAUGACCUCGGCCCUUGAUGGACAUCGUUAAAUACACUUUAUGGGAUAGUGAGGAAGACGAGUGUUGACAUCAGGAGAAAAUACAAGCUUAAAACCACCUGACAAGAUUUGUAAGGAGUUGUCAACGUCUACAGUUAUUCUCACUAAAUAUGUGGAGAGCAAUGUUGUUGUUUCAUUGCAUCAUACGGUAGAUUUUGCCUUAAAUAUAUAUCCCUUAACGGAUUAGUUUGACACCUAUAGUUUCUGUGGACUGGACUCACGGGGGUCAAGUUCUCUGAAGGCCUUAUGAAGUUAAAAAUAUAUGUUUGAAUAAUUUGUCCACAUUUAUUUAUUUGAGAAGACUAAUCAGGAAAAGUAAAAGAUGGAGUUUUGGCCUUCUACCUGGUUGCCUUUUAUUUCAUAUUUCUUUGGCGUCACGUUUAGCUUUUGUUUAAUUAGAUAUUCUAUUUACAAUUACAAGUCAUAAUUUAAUACCCCUUGGCCUUUCGAGAGAACAUCCCAGCUAUAUAAAAUGUGAAUGAACAACUACAGUGACCAAGUUGACCAAAUUAUAGCCCCGUUUUAUUUUGUAACACUAAAGGAUGGAGCUGUUGUGUUGAAUGUUUGGUAAAUUAAAAACAGAGCGAGAGAAUCAUAAAUGUUCUAUUUUUUUAUUGGUCACAUACACAUAUUUAGCAGACGUUAUUGUGGCUGUAGUGAAAUGGUUAGCUUGCAGACGUUUGAAGAGAUCUCUCACUGUCAUUAUCACCGUGUAUAAGGAGGAGAAACCCGUUGGUAGCGGUUCUGCCUUCUGUUUGCAACCUUUUCAUUCCAUUCCAUUUCAUUUUAAAUGCCUUCAUUUCAUUUUCGGGUAUUUUCAAGGCCAUUUUAUAAUGCAUUACCAAGACACAUACCCAACAGUGUGUUCUGGAGUAAGCUCGUACCGCGAUAAUAUCUUAUUCAACAGCCGAGUGGUUACAUGGUUAUAGCCAUCACACCCAUCACCUCACCCUCGAUAUGUAGAAGUCCCAUUUGAGUGCCUGUGAAGUUUUAUGUAGAGAUAAAUUAGCCUCAGUCCUCCUCACACACGUCACAGCUUGGACCUGAUACUGAGAGAGUCACGGCCCCACACUAACGUGAUACAGGUAGCUGCCAAAAUAAAGGAAACACUCCACACACACACAAAGCGUCUUAAAAGGGUGUUGGGCCACCACGAGCCGCGGGAACAGCUUCAAUGGGCCUUGGCAUAGAUUCGACAAGUAUCUGGGACUCAAUUGGAGGGAUGCAACGCCUUUCUUCCCCAAGAAGUUCCAUCAAUUGGUGUUUUGGUGGAAAACCCUGUCUCAGGUGCUGCUCCAGAAUCCCCCAUAAGUGUUCAAUUGGGGUGAAAUCUGGUGACCGAGACACACACCCUUUAAACCCCCUAUGCUCCUCUUGAGACCCUUGUUUCAAAGUCACUGAGAUCUCUUCUACCAAUGGUAGCCAAAAUAAUGGGCAAUUGGGCCAUUUUUUACAUGACCCUAAGCAUGAUGGGAUUUUAAUUGCUUAAUUAGCUCACGAACCACACGUUUGUUUUGGCAGUUACCUGUAUAUUCAGUACCAUGGGGAAAGUUUCCCCUUCAUGACCGUGGACCAUGGAGGGCUCCCUCUCCCCUUGUAACUACAGUAGCCUAUUUCAUUACCCCCAACCUCAGCAGAAUGUCUCCUCUUAAUUUGGUUAUCCAUCUGGUUCAUUUGUGUUGACAUGCAAAUGUACGUAAGGUAAUACUCAUUUCAACCACGCGCCUGAAUGUUGGAGAGAGAAACGUAUGUUAUUAAAUGGGACGUAAGUUUGAAUUUAUUUAACGAAAGCUGUUAAAUCUCAGUAAUACAUGUACUUUUUUGUAACACACUGAAAGGGGCAUUCGGUCCAUAUAUAUAUUUUUUAUACAGUUUCACGUUCAAGAUAUCAGUGUCUUCUUCCCCAAAAGGCAAGCAAGAGCAAACAGUCUGAUGGCCUGCUGUUAGGAUAUCGUUGAGUCUUGUACAGUGUGUGAAAUUUUACGGUUGACUGAUGAGAAUUUUGGUUUUGAAUGGACCUCUCCAUGCAGAUGCACUACUAUAUGUUUAUAUAUAGACACGACCUCAAUCUCUGGCUACUAGGUUACAUCAACAUGUCAAAGCACGUAAUCCAGUCAUACCACAGCAGCUCAGGUCAUUAGAAGAUGUAUUUAUUAAUAAGUAUUAGUAAGAUAUCUAUUGCCGGCAUCAUUGCAAACAGAAGCUCUCCUUGUGCCAGAGUUUUUAGACCAGGGCCAUGUUCAUGAGGGCCCAAUGUUUUAACGCGUUCUGCAAUAGAAAAUGAAAAUGAGUUCAGGUCUCAACAACCCCGUUUCAGUCAGUUCUCUUCUGUUGGAUGUCUAAUGAAUACACCCCAGGUUCAUGUUCAUUAGGGCACCUGUUUUGCAAUGGAAAAUGAAAACCAGCUUAUCUUCAUUUCACCCCGUUUUGUUUUGUGCAUACUGAACAAGACCCUGUGCUCUGGUUGGAGGGGUGCAUCUCAAUAAUCCUCGUCUUCUCUCCUCCUCCGCCACUGAUAGAAAAGAUCUGGACAAGUGAAAUCCUGCAAUGUCCUGCAGGAACUAGCAUCCAUCAGAUUGCUUCGAAAAAAAAUAUGUUGCUUAUGCUUUGAAAGAGAGGAGAAAAAGAAACACCAUGAUAUGAGGGUGAUAAACUUCAAGGUGUUGACACUGGUGAACCACAUUGGCUGUGACUUAUCCGAAGCUUCACUUUCUUAGGCUACUGUUGCCGCCAGUGUAGAGACUUAAGACUUUUCAGUUUAAACUAGUUUCAGUUGUAGUAUAAACUGCCCGGCCUGGGCCCUCGCCCGUGAGUUCUUCUCCCAUAGUGGUUUGUUGACUCAUUUAAUGAAGGUAAUAAUGUGUUCUCAAACACUUAAUGGGCAGUGGCACCCCAAUCACUACCCAGUGCCUCCUCCCCUUUAUUCCUCUGGGACUGACCUGGAAGGGAGAGGAGGAGGAGGAGGAGGAGGAGGAGAAGGAGAGGUUGUAUUCAGUUUGCUCUCCUGUCAGACAGAUGCACGGUACAUUUGGAGAGUCACACUGUGGGUUCAGUGGGCGCCACCUUGGCACCUUCACUUUGCAACGAACAUCCCUUGAAGAAUAAUUGUUCUGUGUGAAGCACGUACAUGCGUGGGUGGCUAGCACGGGGAUGUUGUGUAACAGGUUAAAGCCCCUUGGUUGAGCAGGGAUGUGUGUGUGUGUGUGUGUGUGUGUGUGUGUGUGUGUGUGUGUGUGUGUGGAGCUAACCCUGGCCAGCCCACACGGUGGUGGGACUAUUUGUUCCUAGAGAGAGAGGUUGAAGGUGGAACUCUUGUGUACAAAUGGAUAGGGAUAGUGUUUGUGGGUAAAGCGCUUGUAUACCGCUCUUGUUUGAGAAUACAAUUUCUAACAAAGAUAUCUACAUACAUUUCCGGAUGUCGUGUAUCCCUAGAAAUAAUCCAAAUUUGUCCGAAUUUAAAACAUAGCGUAUCCCCACCUUGGUGGUAAGAUUUUCCACGUCUACAAUGUAUAUUCUGAAUGAAACAUUACCGUCACGUUUUUAAAAGAAUGCAUGAUCUUGAGUUCUUAUGCAUGACAAACUGCUCAAAUACUAUGCAUAUUACUGACAAAAAUGUCAUCAUAAUUUGUAUGGGGUAUGUUGAGCCAAAUGGAACCGUGGCACAAUUUAUCCCAAAGCAACCAUUUUGACUAUAUCAGCCCACACAGCUACAAGGAUGCACGUUCAUGCUAGGUUUUUAAGACCUAAUAUUGAAGCUGAUGUAUGAAAGUCUAAAAACAAUCUACUUUGGUUUAGAACAAGCGUCACGAAAUCUAUAGCACAAUAAAUAUAUUUGAAAAUACA
Oncorhynchus keta (chum salmon) is the source of this 4960-nucleotide messenger RNA. RefSeq names its product alkB homolog 3, alpha-ketoglutarate dependent dioxygenase (gene alkbh3). The record is from RefSeq and is a predicted model, not a curated record. Bases 163 to 1044 code for a protein of 293 amino acids. Lineage: Eukaryota; Metazoa; Chordata; Actinopteri; Salmoniformes; Salmonidae. Gene Ontology annotation, molecular function: dioxygenase activity. Gene Ontology annotation, cellular component: nucleus. The transcript is spliced from 10 exons. Gene Ontology annotation, biological process: DNA alkylation repair; DNA repair.